This is a messenger RNA of Phytophthora infestans T30-4, 801 nucleotides long. RefSeq lists its product as uncharacterized. The record is from RefSeq and is a predicted model, not a curated record. Bases 49 to 801 code for a protein of 250 amino acids. NCBI's taxonomy places the organism in Eukaryota, Oomycota, Peronosporomycetes, Peronosporales, Peronosporaceae. The transcript has a single exon.
UGCGUCGCGACGGCUACCGCGAAGCUUCUUCGGCAACCAACAGCAAAUAUGGACAUUACCGUUCGAGUGGAGGUGCAAUACGUGGCGCCCGAGAACGCACUGAUCCGAGACGUGCUGCAGAUGUUCCGCACGCCCGCCUGGGUGCGCUUCAUGGUGCGCUACAUCUCGCCGCACCUCAAGAACGCGGCCCCCGCCGACAAGUCGGUCAUGGACAACCUUGCCUCCUGGACUGUCAGCGGCGCAAAGACCCCCAAAGUGGGCUCUAAGCGCUCGAUUACCAGCGUCUCUCCCAGCUCUUCGUGCGCCCAGGAUUGUGUCAUUUGCCUUAGCGAGCUGCAGAACGGCGACGAGCAAUUUGUGUCGCUGCCUUGCGGCCACGAGUUCCACCUGCCAUGUAUCCGCUCGUGGCUCAAGCUGCGCAGUACCUGUCCGAGCUGCCGUUUCCAGUUUCGCAAGGCGUUCUCGGGCAGCUACGCUGUGCGCACGCUCAACUCGGCGCUGCUGCUUAAGCAGGAACACCGACCACUGCCCAAGGAGGAGAUUCUCAACACAUGUGUAGGCCGCGAGACGGUUCGCGCCGUCGUUAAUGUCACACUCAGCCAGAUUGCCGCGCAUGCCAAGCAGAGUCAGUACCCGUGCGUACUCAACGCCCUCAUGAUUCACUCAAACGGUGACAGCUUCACAGAGGCCGCUGCCUCAGAUGCCGCCCUAGCCAAGAACAGUAACAGCAGCAACGGUGACAAGGAGACUGAAGACGGCGGUAGCAAUGAGCCUCGCUCUAAACGAACACGCGUGGCUUAG